AUGGGAGCGAAGAUGAUGUCGAGGUCGAUGCAGGUGGCGGUGGCGCUGGCGUUUCUGGUGGGCGGCGCCUGGUGCGGUCCUCCCAAGGUUCCCCCGGGCAAGAACAUCACGGCCAGCUACGGCAGCGACUGGCUGGAAGCGAAGGCGACGUGGUACGGCAAGCCGACGGGCGCCGGCCCUGACGACAACGGCGGCGGGUGCGGGUACAAGGAUGUGAACAAGGCCCCCUUCAACAGUAUGGGCGCGUGCGGCAACGUCCCCAUCUUCAAGGAUGGCCUCGGCUGCGGCUCCUGCUUCGAGAUCAAGUGCGACAAGCCGGUCGAGUGCUCCGGCGAGCCCGUGGUGGUGUACAUCACGGACAUGAACUACGAGCCCAUCGCCGCGUACCACUUCGACCUGGCCGGCACGGCGUUCGGCGCCAUGGCCAAGAAGGGCGAGGAGGAGAAGCUGCGCAAGGCGGGCAUCAUCGACAUGCAGUUCCGGCGGGUCAAGUGCAAGUACGGCGAAAAGGUCACCUUCCACGUGGAGAAGGGGUGCAACCCCAACUACCUGGCGCUGCUGGUCAAGUACGUUGACGGCGACGGCGACAUUGUGGCGGUUGACAUCAAGGAGAAGGGCGGCGACGCGUACGAGCCCCUCAAGCACUCCUGGGGCGCCAUCUGGAGGAAGGACAGCGAUAAGCCGCUCAAGUUCCCCGUCACCGUCCAAAUCACCACCGAGGGAGGCACCAAGAGCGUCUACAACGACGUCAUCCCCGAAGAUUGGAAGCCCGACACCGCCUACACCGCCAAAUAA
This is a messenger RNA of Miscanthus lutarioriparius, 795 nucleotides long. The record is from the annotation of a GenBank genome assembly. Lineage: Eukaryota; Viridiplantae; Streptophyta; Magnoliopsida; Poales; Poaceae.